GCCGUUUUGAGCUGUGCUGCUAAAGUGCAUGUUGAAGGUUAUGAAUGUGGUGUUGUAAGCUUUGCUCUACAAGUGUAUCUAAAAGGUUCCAAAUCCUAAAACACUUGAGACUUAAACACUCAAUUCUUGGCCUGAGACACUCAUAUCCAUGCAUUUACAGUCAUUGUCCUUGUACCUUCAAAACAUGGGGUGGUCUUAGGACUCAUCUAAGUCGUGCACAUAAUGCUAAGCCCUCUCGCACUGUAGAACAUGGUAUUUUGACUUGUCCUUCUUGUCCUGAAAGCCACAUAUCAACAAGCAGAGAAUACUUCCUCCAUAUUAAUAAACAUCUCAAGAGGUUGGAGACAGUAGAUUGUGUUUAUAAAAAUUGUUCUUUUAAAACCAAUGUAUAUGGUACUUUUCAGACACACAAGAAUAGAAAACAUUCUACAUGUACGUUAAGAGAUUUCAAAAAUGAAAUAGUGAAAAGAACUGAAUUUACAAGUGACCAUGAUCUUUCAGAGGAGUCUGCAGACGAAGGGCCUUCUGACUUGCAUAGUGAAGCUGGUUUAGUUAGUGAAAAUUUAGAGGAAGCUGUAGUUAAAAACCUUGCCUUGGUUUUAUUAAAGUUGGAGGUCUUUUCACAUGUUCCAACAUCUGCAAUUGAUCAUUUACUCGAGGGGCUACAUUUUUUAUUGACUACGUCUUCUUUACCCUUAACAAAUAGUUUAACUUUGGCUGUUCUCAAGGAACAUAAUAUCGAGGUUACUGCAUCGCUAGUGAGUGAGUUGUGCACUGCAUUAUACAGUGAAAAUCCACUACUGAAAAGUAUUGCGAAAGGAGGAUCACUUGAAACAUCAUUUAAGCGCAAGAAGUUUUACUAUGACAAGUUUAAUGUUGUUGUGCCAGAGGAAUAUGUUCUAGAGGAAAAAACUAACAAAACCUUUCAAUAUAUUCCACUGCUGAAGUUAUUGGAGCAGUUACUUCAACGUAAAGACAUUAUUGGAAAGCUGGUUGACAACUAUAAAAGCGGUCUUUCAAAUUCACAAUUGCUUAUGUAA
Molecule: messenger RNA, 1040 nt
Organism: Melanotaenia boesemani (Boeseman's rainbowfish)
Lineage: Eukaryota; Metazoa; Chordata; Actinopteri; Atheriniformes; Melanotaeniidae
Exons: 2
Coding region: 45-1040 (331 amino acids)
Source: RefSeq, a predicted model, not a curated record